Pseudophryne corroboree (corroboree frog) is the source of this 543-nucleotide messenger RNA. RefSeq names its product mesogenin 1 (gene MSGN1). Gene Ontology annotation, cellular component: nucleus. NCBI's taxonomy places the organism in Eukaryota, Metazoa, Chordata, Amphibia, Anura, Myobatrachidae. The transcript has a single exon. The record is from RefSeq and is a predicted model, not a curated record. Gene Ontology annotation, biological process: mesoderm formation; regulation of transcription by RNA polymerase II. The coding region runs from base 1 to 543 and encodes 180 amino acids. Gene Ontology annotation, molecular function: RNA polymerase II cis-regulatory region sequence-specific DNA binding; DNA-binding transcription factor activity, RNA polymerase II-specific; protein dimerization activity.
AUGGACACUGUGUAUCAGCCUAUUAUAAAGAUGGAAGAGAACUAUGUCCUGUGCUCUGACCCAGAAUCCACUUACUUGUCUGCAUCUUGGGACUGGAAACAAAAUACUGAGAACUACUCUCUCAGCCAGACUCCAUCUCCUCAGAGUUUGUCGCCAGCUGCCUCCUAUGAGUCUCCAUUUUCUGGCUGCUCACAUCCAUCCAGCCUGGAGGAGAUGCCUUAUGGUGAGGACAUGGUGGCCUACAGGUUGCUCCAGUACCCUACUGACUUCCAGCAUGAAAUGGAAAGCAGCAAAGGAGGGCCCAGCAAACGUGUCCAGCAUAGUCUCAAAGCUGUUAUGAACUCCCAACGUAGGAGAAAGGCCAGUGAGAGGGAGAAGAUGAGAAUGAGGGCCAUAGCAGAGGCCCUUCACACCCUGAGGACAAAUUUGCCACCAGUCUACAGUCAGGGCAGGCAACCCCUCACCAAGAUCCAGACGUUAAAGUGCACCAUUUCUUACAUUGAGGAACUUACCACCCUUCUCAACAACCCCAAGGGGACAUAG